AGUGCCCUCGAUGGUUUGACACCUCUAUAAAAAACCAAAUACAAAUAAAAUGAGCGAUGCUGAAGAUAAAACCAAGAGUGAGGACUCGACGGCAAAGGUAGUUUUCAAGAAGUCCUCGCGCAAGAAUCUGCGACAACGCAAGAACUCCGAUGACGGGGAAAAGGAGGAACAGCUAACGCUGGACGAGAUUAAGGAGCGCCAACGUCUGCGCCAGCGUCCAAAUGGGGUCAGCUUAGUGGGUCUGGCGCUCGGCAAGAAAAUCGCUCCGGAGGAGGAGUUGGCCAUUAAAGAUCCCUUCAAUGUGAAAACUGGUGGCCUGGUCAACAUGGCAACACUUAAGUCUGGCAAGAUGAAGGAAGCCGAGGAUCCCUAUGAUGUGGGCAUUGGCACACAGUUCUCCGCUGAGACGAACAAGCGCGAUGAAGAUGAGGAGAUGAUGAAAUACAUCGAGCUAGAGCUGCAGAAGCGCAAGGGCGGCGGCACAGAUGCCGCAGACAAUGACGACGACGUGAAUAAAUACCUAACACCCGAGGACGCGGCACUGUAUGCCCUGCCUGACCACUUGCGGCAAUCGUCCACGCACAGAUCUGAGGAGAUGUUGUCCAAUCAAAUGCUAAACGGUAUUCCCGAGGUAGACCUGGGCAUUCAGGCCAAGAUCUGCAACAUUGAGGCCACGGAGGAUGCCAAACAGAAGCUGCUGCAGGAUGCCAAGAACAAGAAGGACGGGCCAUCGCAGUUUGUGCCCACGAACAUGGCUGUCAACUUUAUGCAACACAAUCGCUUCAACAUCGAGGAGAACAGCGAACAGCGUAGGCGCAAACGGGAGGAAAGGGAGGGCAAAAAACCAUCCCAGAAUCACACAGGUCCCAAUGGUGUGAAGCGUGCGACCGACGACUAUCAUUAUGACAAAUUUAGGAAACAAUUCCGCAGAUAUUAAAGGAACAAUUUUUAUUUUAAGAAAUGCUCUUUUUUAUUGUCAAGUUAAUUUACAUACUAAGUAUAGUUAUAUAGAAAUAUAAGCUGUGCGUGUUCAACC
Molecule: messenger RNA, 1036 nt
Organism: Drosophila obscura
Lineage: Eukaryota; Metazoa; Arthropoda; Insecta; Diptera; Drosophilidae
Product: telomere length and silencing protein 1 homolog
Exons: 3
Coding region: 50-937 (295 amino acids)
Biological process (GO): mRNA splicing, via spliceosome
Cellular component (GO): spliceosomal complex
Source: RefSeq, a predicted model, not a curated record